Micromonas commoda is the source of this 6471-nucleotide messenger RNA. RefSeq lists its product with no specific name. The transcript has a single exon. The record is from RefSeq and is a predicted model, not a curated record. NCBI's taxonomy places the organism in Eukaryota, Viridiplantae, Chlorophyta, Mamiellophyceae, Mamiellales, Mamiellaceae. The coding region runs from base 1 to 6471 and encodes 2156 amino acids.
AUGGUCCCCGGGGGCGGCGCGUUCGACCGCGCGGGAGGAGGCGACGAUGACAUCGUGAGCCUCGCGCCGUCCACGUCGACCCUGGCGGGCGACGACGACGCGCGCGUGAGCGCGCGGCGCAAUCACGACUCGCCCCCGAGAGAUCUUUCCCGUCAUCAGAUCCCCCCGUCCACCUCGCGGUCGCAUCGCUCGGGACUCUCGGACGGCGGAAGCACCCGGCCGUUCAGGGCGUCCGUCUCCGCACCCGCACGCACGUGGCGCACGCGUGCGCUCUCCCUCAUCGUCGAGAGCGACGGCGCCACGAGCGAGUGGGUCCUCCGCGUCGACCCGUCGCAGCUGUCAUCCCCAGACGAACGCGGCGACUCGGUGGGAUCCACUCUGGUCUUCGGGGGCUUCGACGCGACGAGGUUACGCGUCCGCGCGGGUCCCUCCCGGGCGCCGAGGGAUGCGGGUAACGCCGUCGACGCGGACGACCCACCCGGGGGGGAAGAUCCCGGGGUGCGAUGGGUGUCGCUGACGCGCAUGGGCGGCGGAUCGGAAGAGAUUCCGACAUUCUUCUAUCGCGUCGACGACGACGCCAGCCGUGCCGACGACGACGACGCCGUGACGAUGUCGUUCGCGGUCGCCGACGGGAUGGGCUCGUUCGGGUCGCCCGUCGGUGCCACGACGAUAUCGUCCGCGUCCGUCGCGGCGAGUACCGCGGACCCGUCACAGCUGGCAUCCGAAGUCGAGGACGAGAGCGAGUCACCCGACGUUUAUAGAAUAUCGCCGUGGAUGCCCGGCAGCGCGGCGUCGUCGCUGAGGGAUCCGACCCCACGCGUGCACAGACCGACGGAUGGUGGCUCGAAUGUACAUCUAACCCCGGGACCCGAGGACGACACCCCGCGGCGUCUGACGUUUGAACGCGACGGUGACGAUAUAUACGGGGACGAUAUAACCGGGGGCCAACAGACAGAAUCGCCCCCGUCGGAGGGAACCGCGCUGCUCGCGGCGGUCAUGGCGGAGGUGUCCACCCCGAGCCGUUUCACCGGCGUGACAAACCUGACGCAACGCCUGGGCCUCGGCGCGGUCGGCGCGGUCGCGGUGGCCGACACCCCGUCCUCGGUGCGCCAGGCGACGAACGGCGAGGUCUUUCCGGAGGACGUCGAGUCGAGUUUCGAAAAGUCCUUCGACGGGGGGUACGGCGGCGAGGACGUCGAGGCGGCGAUCGACGCCGGCGAGCAGGUGCUCACCCCGACGCUCGCCCGGGCCAUGCGCAGGGUCGGCGCCGCGUCCACGUCACCGUCCACGUGUUCUUCCACGUCGGCAUCCACGUCAGCGUCCGCCAGGGUUCCGCUGCUGGACGCGUGGAGAACGGAGCGGACGACGAGCGCCGCGUUUCGGGUGUGGCGGAUGUCCGCGGUGUUGACCAAUCAGGAACGCGAACGCGCGACGCUGAUUCGCCUGCGAAACGAGGCGAUCGCGGCGGGGAUCCCGCCGUCGCCGAUCGCGACGCUGCUCGGCGGAAGCGCGUCGGAAGCGCCGAGCUCGCCGACUCCGUCGUCGGCGAGCGGCGGGGCGCGGGAGACUUUUUCGUUCGGCUGCGAAGCGGCGGCGUUCACCCCUCCGUCGUUAGCGUCGUCAGCUCGGGAGGGACCCGACGCGACCGCCGCCUCGUCGGCGUCCGCCGCGACGCAGACCCCGACGUCGGUAACGGCGGACGCCGCGGAGGACACCGAGGACGCCGCGGAGGACACCGAGGACGCCGCGGAGGCUGCGAGAUCCGCGGCGAAGCUCAGGCGACUCGGGGAGAACGUAUCGUCGAUUCGAGCGGCGGCGCGUUUGGAAGAGAGCGACGCGAUCAGGCGCCGCGAGCGGGAGACGCGGCUCGUCGCCUCGUGUCAGACGAAGACGCGCCGGAGGAUAGCCGGCACGACGCUUCGCGCGUGGUGGGCGGCCGCGUUUAGGGAGGUCACCGCGCGCCGCCUCGCCGCGGCGGCUCGUAUAGCGGCUGACUGCCACGUUCUCGCCGCGGAGGGCGCGGCUCGCGCGGACGCGUUCAUCGCGCACGCGCAUAAUCGAGCGGUACGGGCCUCGAACGCUCGCUCCGUGACGCGCGCGUUCGAAACCUGGGCAAACGAGGCUGCGAAGACGGCGUCGCUGCGAAGGAGGCUCGCUUGGGGAAAGGUGUCCACGGAUUGGCGCGAGAAGCGGAGCUCGUUUGCGCGUUGGGUACGGUUCGUGGACGAUUCCAUCGCCGCGAACGAGGCACGUCUCGUGGCGGUGACCAGAAUACUGACCCGAGUCUUCGCCAGGGCUAUGCGCGAGGGCUUCACCGCGUGGAAGACGCGCUCGGAGGACGCGAGACGCGCGAGGCGCAACGCGAUCGUCGCAUUCAAACGGUUCGCGGCGAGGAAAGAGGCGAGGUUUGGCCGAGAGAUGACGCAGGCGUGGAGAACCCACGUCAUGGAGGGAAUCAGUCGACGACGCGCGGUCAUGACGCGCCUCGACGCCGAAGACAGGACCGCGCUGAACGCGUUCAGGCUGUGCGCCCGGAGCGAGCUGCGUCGGCGUCGCGACCGCGUUCGACGAUGGCGAACAUUCGCCGUCGUUCGCCGCUUACGUCGCGAACUCUUCGCGUCGGCGCUCUCGAAUGUGAGGCGUCGUUGGGACGAAUCGGUCGCGAACGCUCGCCGCGCCGCGCUGGGCGCGUGGCGUGCCGUCGCGGCGAAGGCGUCGAGGCGAAGGCGGAACGCGGAGCGCGUCGAGUGGGCGGUGGAUUUGUGCGUGCGUAGCGCGACUCGUCUCGGCCCGCGUCGGUGUUGGCGCGACGAUUAUCGGUCCGUCGUCGCCGACGUCUUCGCCGGAUGGAAACUCGCGGUCGCGUCCGCCCACACCGCGUCCAAACUCGUGCACCAAACGGCGACCGCGAUGGCGCGUCACCGCGCCGAGAGGGUCAAGCGCGAAUGCGUCCGCGCGUGGCGCGACUGGCACCGCGAACGAGCCGCCGAGUGGGAUCGCGUGCGACAGAUUCGUCGUUCGGAGAUUGCGGCGUUCACGCACCGUUUCAACGCCCGUCUCCGCGCCCGUCGCGCCCAGUUCCGCGCCUGGCGUCUCGAGACCAAAACAGGCGCCCUCACGCGCGAGCGGCGGUGGCGAAAGGUGGCGCGGGUCACCGUCGGCGUCGCCGUUCGGGACGGCGCCGCGAGGACGAUGCUCUUCGCGCGCGUGUUUCGCGAUUGGCACCGAUUCUCUUUCGCGUCGGCGAGGGAACGCAGGGACGCGGAGGCGCACGAUCUCGAGCUCGCGCGCGUGUGCGAGACGCGCGUGUGCGACAGGUACCGUCGCGAGCCCUUCCGCGGGUGGCGGCGGCUGACGUGGACCAACGCGGCGGAUCGAGCCGUCGCGGCGUACGCAAACGCCGUUCGACGUAAAUUGAGCAACCACGCGACGCGGAUGUCGCACGGGAGGCGUCGAGAGGGGGCGCGGGGGACGUUGCGCAGGUGGCGCGAGGCGGUCGAGAAGGAACGCGUGAGGAGUUUGGUCCACGCGCGCGCCGAGGCGAUGCACACGCGGCGCGCGGUGCACGCGCCGCGCGCCGACGCGUUCCUCGCGUGGCGAGUAGUAACCAAAGAGACGGCGGGAUUCCGCGAAAAGUCGUACGCGGCGAUGAACAGGCGCACGCGUCGAAGGACGCGCGCCGUGUUCCACGCGUGGCACUUACGCGCCGUCUCCAUCGCCCGCGCGUUCGUCAUCUUGCGUUCGCUGGCGAGGGUGGAACGCGCGCGGCGGGGUUUCCUCGACGCUUCGGACUCGUUCCGGGGCUGGCGCGGGGCGGUAUCGCGGGCGGCUUCCUCGAGGUUCUCCGCGGCGUUGACGGCGCGGGCGGCGCGACGCCUCGCGCGGGACUUGGCGUCGCGAAGGCUCCAACGCGUCGUGCGCGUGUGGUACGCGAUCGCGGGCGCGGGCGUCGCGCACCCGGAGCGGCGCAGGGCGCACGACGUCGCCGUCGCCGCGCAUCGGAAAGCAACGAGCCUCAAGCUUACGGCUCGAGCGUUUGCGUCAUGGCGCGUCGCCGUCGAGCGCGGAGCCGUUACGGCCGUUACAGCCGACGCGACGCGCGUGAAAUGCGCCGCGGUGGCUGGAUGGCGCGCGCGACGCGUGACGCGCGAGGUGUUCUGGGCGCUGGUUCGUGCGGCGGAGCGCGGCGCGCGGUUUCGUGCACAGCUGUGCGCCGUCGCUCGAGAUUCGCUCAUCGCGUCUGGUAAAACUUUUCUUCGGCGUUGGCGAGAAAUGGCGAUGGCAUCAAUGGAGGCGAGGCGCACACACGACGCGCUCGAGACGUUGCGUGCACGGAGCGAACGGCGUGACGCGUGGCGUCGUCUCGCCACGUGGCGGCGCGCGGUUCGCGCGAGUCGAACGUUGACCAAUCGGGAGGCUCGAGCCGACCGAUUCGCGGCGCGGCGGCGGCGCGUGCGGUGCCUCGCGCCGGCGCUGAGCGCGUGGAUUGCGUUUGCGCGCGCUCGGACCGCCCAAAGGGUCGUCAACGAGCGGGCGCUAGUGUCCGCGGCCAGGCUCCGUGCGAGGAUCGAGCGGUCCACGACGCGUGGGGUGUUCGAGGCGUGGUUGGCCGUUACAAAGGCGUUACGAAGGCUCGCGUACGACGUCGCGGCUUUCGCCGAAGACAGAAACGCGCGGACGCUCACCGACGUCCUGGCGACGUGGCGGUGGCGAGCCGUCGCUUCGACGGAGGCGCGUCAGUUCGCGGUGACCCUCGAGAGGCGCGCCGGCGUUCAGUGUGUCCGCGCGUGGCGAAAACACUGCGUCGACAAGUCUGCAGAGUGCAGAAGCCUGAGGCGUCGAUACGCCAGGGUGGUGACGAGGCGAAUGGCUCGGCGGCUGCGCCAGUGGCGAAUCAACGCGGUUCACGCCAUCGCGGCGAGGGGUUCGAUCGCGGCGGCGAACGCGCGGGUGAUGGAGCGCGCCAUCAACGAGCGUUACGAGCGUUACGUCUUCCACGCGUGGCGGUGGCACGUGGCGUGGUCCAACGGGUACGCCGAAGCCGUUUCGCAGCUGGAAGACCUUCGGAACCGGGACGCGUCGCGAGCCGUUUUUUGUCGCUGGCGUUUUGCCGCCAACGAUGCCCGACGGCUCGCGGCGUGCGAGCGCCGCGUGGCGACCCGCCGCUGGAGAUCGAUAAAGCUCGAAUGCGUGUGGGCGCUGGCGAUCCACGCGAGCCGAUCCAGGCGGCUGCGAAGCUUCGCCGCGAGGCACGGGCGCGCGCCGAGCGCCGCUUCGACGAUGACGCCGAUCGUCGUGGUUUCCCGCGUCUUCGCCGAAUGGCGUAGUCGGGCGGCGGAGGCGGCGGCGGAUCGCGAGCGGGAGGCUCUCGUGGCGCGCGGAGCGACGGCGCGCGCGAGGCGCUUGAAGCUGCCGCCGUGCGUCCGCGAGUGGCGCCGGGUCGCGCGCGAGGCGGCGCGCGCGGUUUUAGCGGCGGAGACGAGGUUCGGCGCGAAAACAGAGGCUUUGAAGUUUCGAGCGUUUCGGGCGUUUAUCGCGUCCGUUUAUCGCGCGAAAGACGCUGCGAGCGCGCGUGAACGGGAGCUGACGAGGGCGAUGGAGGUGAGGUCGCGGGCGAGGGAGGUGCUGGCGGAGGCGGAGAUGAUCGCGAACCGGACCUCCGUCGAGUUUGACCCACUUUGCGCCGAGCCCGCCGAGGUUGACGCGACGGACGAGGUUGACGCGGUGGACAGAGUCGCGGCGGCGGCGGCGGGUAUCGCCGCGUUACCCGCGCCGCCGCCGCCUUCGCCGCCGCCUUCGUCUCAUCUCCUUCUUCAUCCUCCAGUCGUCGCGCCCGCGGCGACGAUCGAGUCGAUCGACGAGAGCGCAAUCUUCGACCUCUCCGCGGACGAACAGGACGUCUCCAUCGCCGACGACGACGACAAAAAUUUGACCCCCCGGGAUGCCCCAAACGAGAAGGAGAAGGAGGCGGAGGCGGCGGUGGUGGCGGUCGCCCCGCCGUCCGCGCACAGCAGGGAGUACGAGGUCGCGUACAAGGCUGCGUACGACGCCGCGCUGGCCGCGGCGGAGGCGGAAGCCGCCGCGCUUCGAGCCCGACUCGCCGACACCCACUACGACGCUUCGCGACCGGUGACAAACCGGAACACGCAUCUGUCACACGUUUUGGACGACAAGGAGAACGCGGGGGGACGCGAGAACGACGCGGGAAAACGACGCACCGGCGCGUCGUCCCACUCGUCGUUCGCCUCGGUGACUUACGCGAAGGUGUAUCACGAAGGUGUAUCGUCGACGGGGGGGACCGCUCGGGCGCCGGGGGGUACCUUGGGCGACGCGAUGCUCGGACCGGUUCGCGGCGCGAGGACGGCGAAGGCGCUUCGCGCGGCGGAUGCCAUCCUGGGGAGACACGAGAGGAACGACGGGUACGGGCACGGGUCCGCCGAGGGGUACUCGCGCGUGUACCAUCACAGGUGA